AUAUUGUUCGUUAGGUAUCGUAGGCAAAAAUGCUAAGAAGAUGUAACUAAUUUAGUUGGAAGUUGGAAUUUCAUACGAAAUCUCUCAAGAAAUUAUUCGUGUGUUUUUUUUGAUUUGGCAUUAUCAAUAGUGUGAAUAUACCUAAUGCAAAGAAAAAUUGAUUUGUGUGCUCAUCUUUUCAAAUUGAACAAUUCAUUCCGUAAAGUUUGGUCAAGAUCAGAGCGACAAUUUCAACGAAUAACAUUGGAGACUUGUCGAGUGAACUUGCAACGUAGAUCUUUAUUCGUUCAGAUGCAACAAUUCAGCAACAACCCGAAUCACCCCUUCAAACCCGCAAUGGAUUACCCGACGAUCAUUCUGGACAACCUGGAUAGAUUUAUAUCAAACGUCGAUGAUCAGCAGAACGUAGAAGAAGGUAUCCAAAAAUGCACGCAGUCGUUCCAAAAAAUCCUACAGCUAUUGAACCUAUCGCAGAUCGAAUAUGUCGAAGUGCCCAACAUUUUAAACAAAAUGAGCGAGAUGAUGACUAAAGCUCGGUCCAUUCCAACCCUCGGAUACGAACUUGAAACCUGUAUUUGUAAAAUUAUGCGCGAAUGUCAAGGAUUGUCGUAUUUGAUUUCCAAUUGUGAUUCGAACAAUGACGCCGUUAUAUUCUCCAGCGCCAAGUUACUGGGACAAUGCUUAACACCGGAGAAUCGAGCUUAUGUGGUUGAGCAUGGUUUGGAAAAGGUCGUUCGAGGGGUUUGCGGUACUACGAGGAAUCGGUUAUCGGUGGAGCAGUCGAGAGUUCGGACAGGUAUACUCGAACAUUUAUUCAAACACAGCGACAGUACCUGCGAAGAGAUCUUACGUUUCGGUGGCUUACAAGCUGUCAUCGAAGAUUGCCGGAGAAACGACGUUGAAAUUUUGAGAAAUUGCGCCAAAGCAUUAACCAAUUUCAGUUUAUACGGCCGAAGCCGUGAAAUUCAAAAGGCGAUAAUCCACCAUAACGUGACACUUUGGCUGUUUUCGUUAGCUUUCAACGACGACGACAUUGUGAAAUACUACGCGUGCUUGGCCACUUGCAUUCUUGCAGCUGACAGAAAACUUUUAGCGAACGUUUUGAGGUCCGGUACUUUGGAACUUGUCGAAUUGUUCUUAAUCAAUCACGACCCAGCCGAAUUUAUCGUAUCAAACCGGUCUCACAUCCUCAGCCAAAGUAAAAAUUGGCUAUCGCGGUUAACUCCAGUGUUGAAUUCAACGAGAGCAGAGGCUGUAGAUUUGGCUGCGUUUCAUUUCUUGCUGGAAGCCAGCAUCGGCCAACUGGAAGAAAAUAUUGAAGUUUUUCGAGAAAUAGGAGCGAUGGACGUACUGAACAAAAUUGGAUCGGCUCCAUCUUUGGGUGCGAAAUUUGCUGCUCGAGUGUUGAGAUUGUUUGGUGAAAAGGUACCGGCGAAGCUGUCCAAGCAAGCUCAUUUGUGGUCUGUCAAUGAAGUGCAGCAAUGGGUAUCGCAUAUUGGAUUCUCUCAAUACCGGAAGAAUUUCCGUGAAGUUGGUGUAGAUGGGGAUCUGCUUUUAAGGGAAGUAAAUGAAAAAACGCUGACAGAGGAUUUAAACAUUAAAAACGGACUACAUAGACUGCGGUUCCUGAGAGAAUUGAAAAAUCUCAAAAAAUACAUUGACUACGGGAGUCUGGACGAGGAUGACCUCAACGGAUUCCUCAGAGGCAUUAACGCUGAGUAUAGCGUAUAUACAUACGCUAUGCUCAGCGCAGGAGUGCGUAGGAGAUUAUUGAUGAACGUAACGGAAGAAUUUCUUCGAACCGAAUGCAAGAUCGAGAAUUCGAUUCAUGUUUCGCAAAUUCUGAACGCCAUCGCAGAUACUCUACCAGCCAGAUAUGGGCAAUGUAAUCGUAAGUUUUCGUCAAUGUCUGCGGAAGAGAUAUUCUCACGAAUGUCUACUCUAAUCGAUCGGAAAUUGCAGCCGAUUGUCACGUCGAUCAAGGCAGUAAAUGAUAAGCUGGAUGCCAUGGAUAGCAGUAGUGAUGAUGAUGAUGAUGAUGAUCUGGACUAAAUGCUUAUUAAAACUUCCGCUCGAACCUCCUCGCCAUCAUCUCACACACAAAAAAUCCACAGCUAUUCACCGUCGAAUUUAUUGGGAAUGUACGUCCAGACUCAUUUUCGCUGAAGAAAUACUGUUCUGUUGCCUGAAUGCACGAAACUGAUUGAACUCAUCAGCAACACCUGUAUCAACGCCUGGUACCUAUUUUAAUAUUUUGGAUACCUACCUAGUUUCUUUUUUAGUACAUUUUAUCAGUUUUAUAUGACUCCAAUAUUUUGUAUAAAGUCUUUUUUACUCUCAUUUAGGAUUUUUGUGUGAAUGUUUUUCUUUUUAAAUCUACUGUACAUACUCUACUAGACUAUCUUCGAGAUAUUUUUAUCUAUAAUUAUUCUUCCCUAAUCAUUUUGUUAUCCUUAUCCCUUAUCAUAACUUAAUGUUUAUUUAUAAUCACACUCUCCCCUCGGAUAGAUACAUGAUGAGAUAGGUACGUUGUUGAGGUAAACACUGCUGCUCUCUUAUUGGCCUUUUUUUAGUUUCCACAACCCUGGUAUUUUUUUUUCGUGUCAUUAAUUUUUUGAAUGAAUUUGUUACUCAUUUCAUUCACUCUACUUGCAUUUACAAUUUCUAUCCCCGGCGAUUUUAAGAAAUUGUUCUGAAAAUUUAUUGUGGUCUGUGAUGUCCUUAGAUUAAUUUUCUUAUUUAGGUGUUGUAAAUAAUUAAGAUGUAAAUAUUUUUGAAUAUUUUUUUCCCAUGUUUUACAAUUUUAUAAUUCACUGUGUUUCAGCACAGUGCCUAGUAAAUUUUUCCAUAGGUACAUUACAAAAUGUUACGUGUGUUUGAUGAUGUCAUA
Molecule: messenger RNA, 2890 nt
Organism: Planococcus citri (citrus mealybug)
Lineage: Eukaryota; Metazoa; Arthropoda; Insecta; Hemiptera; Pseudococcidae
Product: NAD(+) hydrolase sarm1-like
Exons: 7
Coding region: 145-2052 (635 amino acids)
Biological process (GO): response to axon injury; negative regulation of MyD88-independent toll-like receptor signaling pathway
Cellular component (GO): dendrite
Molecular function (GO): signaling adaptor activity; NAD+ nucleosidase activity; protein binding
Source: RefSeq, a predicted model, not a curated record